Drosophila biarmipes is the source of this 1920-nucleotide messenger RNA. RefSeq names its product G-protein coupled receptor Mth. NCBI's taxonomy places the organism in Eukaryota, Metazoa, Arthropoda, Insecta, Diptera, Drosophilidae. Gene Ontology annotation, cellular component: membrane. The record is from RefSeq and is a predicted model, not a curated record. The coding region runs from base 134 to 1714 and encodes 526 amino acids. Gene Ontology annotation, molecular function: G protein-coupled receptor activity. Gene Ontology annotation, biological process: cell surface receptor signaling pathway; G protein-coupled receptor signaling pathway. The transcript is spliced from 7 exons.
CGGGCGGAGAGAGCGAAACGAACGUAUGGUAUGAGUAACUCAUCUUAGACAAGAUAUUGGUCUUUGGUUUGCUGGAGGCUUUAGAUCCGUGUGCGUCAUCAACGAAUUUUGGGACACCAAUUAAUACAAACAAAUGAGGAUUUUUCGAAAUGCGAAUGUUUUAUUUUUAUAUAUGGUUUUCAGCCUUUCUUUGAUCCUGCUGCCGAAAACAGAAGCGGAUAUUGCCGAUUGCGACUUUUUUGAGACUGUCGAUAUCUCGGCAGGACAUAAGUUCCCUAAUGGUUCGUAUCUAUAUGACGGGCUUCUCGUUCCGGCCGAGUUGACGGGGAGAUAUGACUUCAGGAUUCUGCCGGACGACUCAAAGGAGAAGGUGCAGAGUCACAUAAGGGGAUGCGUUUGCAAGUUAAAGCCCUGCGUCAGGUUUUGCUGCCCCCACAACCACAUAAUGAAGGAAGGUGUGUGCUCCAAAACCAUGUCGCAGGAAGAACUUAAAGAACAUGACCCUUACCUUAACGUGACCCUCCAGGACGGAUCGGUGGUCACUAGGCACUUUAAGAACGAACUAAUCGUCCAGUGGGAUCUACCGAUGCCCUGUGAGAACAUGUUCUACCUAGACAAUGAGUUUGAAACGGAUCAGUACACAUUGUUCGAGAACGGAUCUUUCAUCCGACACCAUGACAACGCGACUCUAAACAAGCGAGAGUACUGCCUUCAGCAUUUUGAGUUCGAAUCAGAGGAAAAAAAUACAUUCAUUCGAAUUGUACCCCACAACUGCUAUAUAGUGCCAUCCAGAACAGCACAGACCGUGGUGAUUAUCACAUCGCUGGUUUGCAUGGCUCUAACGAUGUGUGUUUACCUCUACGUUAAAAAGUUGCAGAACUUGCACGGCAAGUGCUUCCUCUGCUACAUGCUUUGCCUCUUCAUGGGCUACCUCUUCCUGUUGCUGGACUUGUGGACCUUAUUGCUCGACUUCUGCCGUACUGCCGGAUUCCUGGGUUACUUUUUCGUAAUGGCCGCCUUUUUCUGGCUCUCUGUCAUCAGCCUGCACCUGUGGAAUACUUUCAGUGGCACCUCCCACAGUAUCAAUCGCUUCCUGCCCGAGCAUCGGUUUCUGGCCUACAACACCUACGCCUGGGGCAUGGCGCUGAUCUUGACGGGAAUCACCUUUGUGGCCGAUAAGAUGGUGGCUAACGAGGAGUGGAACCCUCGCAUGGGCAUCGAGGGAAAUUGUUGGAUCUAUACUCUAGAUUGGUCUGCCAUGCUCUACUUUUAUGGACCGAUGGUGUUGAUGAUUGCCUUCAACAUGGUCAUGUUCAUCCUGACCGCUGGUCGUAUCAUACGAGUGAAGAAGGACAUUCGGAACUUUGCCCACAAGCAAGAGCGGAAGCACAAGCUGAACUCGGACAAGCGAACUUACACCUUCUUUUUGCGGCUUUUUAUCAUCAUGGGUAUGUCGUGGAGCUUGGAGAUCAUCUCCUACUUGGUGCAAUCCAACGAAACUUGGGCCAACAUUUUCCUGGUGGCCGACUAUUUUAAUUGGUCCCAGGGAAUCAUCAUAUUUGUCCUGUUUAUCCUAAAGCCCAGCACGCUAAAGCUAUUAAGGGAUCGGCACAAUCCUAAGCCCACGUUGAGCGGUGUCAGUAGCAGAUCCAGAGGUAGUAGAAAUACUACGGGAGGUUCCUUCAACAAAUCGACAAGAACGUCGUCUGUUUGAUAAAUAGUCACCCCUUUCUUAAAAAGAAACCAGAAUGAUACCAAGUAAAGUAUUCGAACAGUUACAGUUUAACGUGCGGUGUGAAGGGAACCUUUGGUUUGACAUUUAAUGUUGGAUUCUGUUUUGUAUUCCUAAAAUAAGUGUGCUAACAAAACUAACUGCUGUCUGCGUGUGUCAAAAUAAACAAAUAUACUUCGAAAAAAGUA